AACUCUAUAGAAGAACAACAAGAGCAUCUGCAAUAUCGAUUCUAUUACUGAUUCCAAAAAUUUUGACACUCCAAUAAAAAAAAAGUUUUUUCUGUGAUCAUGUGACGUUGGGCUGUUGAGCUUUUUGCGUUGGAAAUUUUCAGAAAACACGAGGGGCACCGCUCAUUUUCUCGAUCAGUUCCUUUGACACUUGACAUGUACCAACGUGAGCAAAAUUCGUCGCUAUUCCUCGGUGGAGAGCGUACCACCGGCCAGGAUGUUCGUGCAGGCAACGUGCUUGCCGCGGCAUCUAUCGCCAAUAUCGUCAAAAGCUCCUUGGGUCCCGUCGGUCUCGACAAGAUGAUGGUCGACGAAAUCGGUGAUGUCACCAUCAGUAACGAUGGCGCAACCAUUUUGCAAUUGCUCGAAGUGGAGCAUCCUGCGGGUAAAGUUCUUGUCGAGUUGGCUCAGCAACAGGACCGUGAAGUCGGUGACGGUACCACGUCGGUCGUUAUUAUUGCUGCCGAACUGUUAAAACGCGCCAAUGAGCUUGUUAAGAACAAGAUUCAUCCCACCACCAUCAUCACCGGUUACCGAUUAGCAUCCAAAGUGGCUUGCAAGUUCAUUGCCGAUCAGAUGGCCGUCAAAGUCGACGCUCUUGGAAAGGAAUGUCUCAUCAACGCUGCCAAAACUUCCAUGAGCAGCAAAAUCAUCGGAUCUGAUUCCGAUUUCUUCUCCAACUUGGCUGUGGAAGCUAUGCUUGCUGUCAAGACCACCAAUGUUCGUGGUGAGACCAAAUACCCUGUCAAAGCUGUCAAUAUCUUGAAGGCCCACGGCAAGUCCGGUCGUGAAUCCAUCUUUGUCCGUGGUUAUGCACUCAACUGUACUGUGGCAUCGCAAGCCAUGAAGACUCGCGUUCAGAAUGCAAAGAUUGCAUGUCUUGAUAUGAACCUUCAAAAGGCUAGAAUGCAUCUCGGUGUCAACAUCGUUGUCGAUGAUCCCGACAAGUUGGAAGAUAUCAGAAAGAGAGAAAUCGAAAUCACCACUGAACGUAUCAAGAAGAUCUUGGCUACCGGAGCCAAUGUUAUUCUCACUACGAAGGGUAUUGAUGACUUGUGUCUUAAGUUGUUCGUAGAAGCCGGUGCAAUGGCCGUUCGUCGUUGUAAGAAGGAGGAUUUGAAGCGUAUUGCUAAAGCCACAGGAGCUACUCUCAUUUCCACUCUUGCUAACCUUGACGGUGAAGAAACUUAUGAAGCGUCUUAUCUCGGUCAAGCGGAGGAAGUCGUUCAAGAGCGCAUCUCCGAUGAUGAAUGUAUUUUGGUCAAAGGCACCAAGAGCCAGACAGCCGCUUCUAUUAUCUUGCGUGGUGCUAACGAUUACAUGUUGGACGAGAUGGAGAGAGCCCUUCACGAUUCUCUGUGCGUGGUCAAGCGAACUUUGGAAAGCAACAGCGUGGUUCCCGGUGGUGGUGCUGUUGAAUCCGCAUUGAGCAUAUACCUUGAAAACUUUGCCACCAGUGUUGCUUCACGUGAACAGUUGGCGAUUGCCGAAUAUGCAAAUGCUCUUUUGGUGAUUCCCAAGACAUUGGCUGUCAAUGCUGCUAAAGAUUCAACCGAACUCGUAGCUAAAUUACGGGCCUACCACAACGCUGCUCUGAACGAUCAAGCCGACGAACGUAAGCGUGCAUUGAAAUAUUAUGGUUUGGAACUGGUCAAUGGUGUUGUCCGAGAUAACUUGCAUGCCGGUGUUUUGGAACCGGCCAUGUCCAAGAUCAAGUCUUUGAAGAGUGCAACCGAAGCCGCUAUUGCUAUCCUGAGAAUUGAUGAUUUGAUUAAAGUCACUCCUACACCUCAAGGUAAUCCUGGAGAUGACGGUCACGGCCAUUAGAAACAAACCAUUUCGGAAAGAAAAAAAAACCCCCAUCACCCAAAAAUGCCUAAUGCUCAUGUAGCAUUUUAUUUUUUUUGAAUAU
Molecule: messenger RNA, 1951 nt
Organism: Radiomyces spectabilis
Lineage: Eukaryota; Fungi; Mucoromycota; Mucoromycetes; Mucorales; Radiomycetaceae
Product: T-complex protein 1 subunit alpha
Exons: 8
Coding region: 196-1866 (556 amino acids)
Biological process (GO): protein folding
Cellular component (GO): chaperonin-containing T-complex
Molecular function (GO): ATP hydrolysis activity; ATP-dependent protein folding chaperone; ATP binding
Source: RefSeq, a predicted model, not a curated record